AUUUUGUACGGCUUAUUUGUGUGUAUGCAAACGAGCCGAGUGUUUGUUGAUGGAAAGGGUGGAUGUUGAAGGCAGAUGUCAGCGUCACACUGGAGCCUAUAGGAGCUUUUCUUCUGCCUCUGUGAAAGUGUCGCAGUUUGGUGUCACAUACAUGUUUUUGGGGGGAGUUGAAAACGUUUGUAGUGUCAUUUUGGCUGGAAGUAUAAAGUAAUUUCCACUCUGUGAGUUCCUGUUUACCUUCCUUCUCUUCAUAAUGUGCAUGUCUGCAUUAAGCUGGGUACCGUGAUGCUGUCCAACAGAAUGUGAAACUGAGUCGCAAAACUGACAUUUAGUGAUGCUACUACACCUUUGAAAGCAAAUAUCUCCUCCGUCGUCAAGGCGAAGAUGCUGAAGACGGAGGCUUCGGCAGAGAGGACCACCCUGAGGAGUGCCUCUCCACACAGGAAUGCCUACAGAGCAGAGUUUCAGGCUCUCAAGAAGGCCUUCGACCAGCCGAGACAGGAUGGUGACACCAAGAGCAAAGAUCCCGAGCGGAUCCGGCAGCCCCGGGGUCGGCAGUAUGGCGCACACGUCAGCCGAAUCAAGGACAUGUUCAUGCAGAUGGGCACGGAGAACACGGGUUCUGGGAAACCUCGAGGUAGAGAUGAGAUGUCGCCACAAAAACUUACCAAGCCGACCAAUUUCAUUAACCGGGUAGAUGGCUCAGUGAUCAAACUUCAGCAAGGAGACAGAACCGGCAACUCGAAGUUCUCCGAGACAAGGAAGCUCUUUGAGCAGAGCUCCAGAGAUACAUCCCAGUCUCCUGUGUACUCAUACGGCAGAGACAAGAGGGGUUCUCAUGAGCAUUUGGAUGAUUGGAGAGGGGCACGUUCUAACAGGGGCAGCACAGACUCCUUGGACAGUCUUUGCUCAAGAACAGAGGCGUCGUCGCCGACAGUCAGCCAGCUUAGCGCUGUGUUUGAGAAUUUAGACCACCAUGGCUCCGGAUCCACUUUCCGCAGAGGUCAUGGAGGCGGACGCGCUCUUUAUUCACCAGAUGGCUCACUAAGACAAGGGGACGCCAGUGAGGAUGAUGCCAGCCUUCGUCAGUCUCCAUCACAAGGUGUGUGCAGGACACGUGUUGGGAGCAAGCACACUCUUCCAGUUUCAUCCUCCUCCGAAGAUCUUCUCAGUCCCAGUCCUUUGUCUGAGCAGGCGAAGGAUGUUGAGGAGAAUAAGGUCAAGGAGAGGACUGGGGCAGAACAUUUGGAUGUAGGAACCAAUGAAGCUGUAGAUGAAUCUCGUGAGCACAAGCAGGAUGAAGAUGCUGCUGGAGUUUGCACAAACUCUGCUCAAGUCAAUGACACUGCAGUGUAUGACAAACCGCAAAAGGAUACAUCUGGCUCUGUAAACAUCAAGGUUCAAAAGGAUAUAGAGGAGCCUGAAGAUGACUCCACCCGGAUAGCAGCUCAUCACAUGGAGGAGCAGAAUGAGGAAUACUGUGGCAAUGAGAGGGUUAUUUACAAUGCUGAUGGAGAUGCCUGCUACCAGGGCUGGGGAGAGAGCUGCACUGACGUGGAGGAUGAUUUAUAUGGGGAUGAUGAUGUUUGCUAUGAUCCUGGAUCAGAGAUCACUGAGAUUCCUGGCCUUCCUGAGGAAGAGAAGGAAGAUAUUCCUCCAAAGCGGAAAAUACGAUUCAGCACUGCCUCAAUAACGGUUUUUAAUACCUACUCAAACGAGGAUUACGAUCGCAGGAAUGAGGAGGUGGAUCCAGUGGCGUCCUCAGCAGAGUAUGAACUGGAGAAGAGAGUGGAGAAACUGGAACUUUUCCCAGUGGAGCUAGAAAAGGAUGACGAUGGUCUGGGGAUCAGCAUUAUCGGCAUGGGAGUAGGUGCAGACGCAGGCUUGGAGAAGCUGGGCAUCUUUGUCAAGACUGUUAUUGAAGGUGGAGCGGCAGAGAGAGAUGGAAGGAUUAAGGUGAAUGACCAGAUUGUGGAAGUUGAUGGCACCAGUCUGGUGGGUGUGACUCAGAGCUUCGCUGCCUCUGUGUUGAGAAACACCCAAGGAGUGGUCAGGUUUGUGAUUGGCCGGGAGCGUCCAGGGCAGGAAAGUGAGGUAGCUCAGCUGAUCAGUCAGACUCUGGAGCAAGAGAGGCGUCAGAGAGAGAUGAUGGAGCAGCAGUAUGCACAGUAUGAUGCUGAUGAUGAUGAGACGGGAGAGUACGCCACGGAUGAGGACGAGAACGUGGGACCUGGCAGGACGGACAAAGACGUAACCAUUGAGGUUUUCGACUUGCCUGAAAACGAAGACCUCAUCUCACCAUCGGAGCUGGAUGCCACCAAACUCUACCAGAAAUUCCGAGAGCUACAGAUCAAGCACAGUGUUACUGAGGCUGAGAUACAGAAACUCAAGAGCAAGCUGGCGGCAGUGGAGAAAGAGAAGACCCGCUGGGAGCGAGAGAGAAGCCAACUGAAGCAGAGCAUUGAGGAUAAUAAGGAAAGGAUGUUGAAGCUGGAAAGCUACUGGAUCGAGGCUCAGACGCUCUGCCACACUGUGAACGAGCACUUAAAGGAGGCUCAGAAUCAGUACCAAGCCCUGGAGAAGAAAUACAACAAGGCCAAGAAACUGAUCAAGGAUUUCCAGCAGAAGGAGGUGGAGUUUGCCCAGAGGGAAGAGGCUGAGAAGAAGAGACUUGAGGAUGUGGAAAAGGCUCAUUUAGAUGAGAUCCAUGGGCUGCAAGUGAGGAUUGCAGCGCUGGAGUCAGAGCUCAUGCAGCUGAUGAAACAAAACAGCAUUCAGGUCAACAACAACAACAACAACAACAGUGUCGACAGUCACACGCAGCCGAGCGAGAGAACUGGUGCGCCGCAGUGUCCCGAGAGACGCCUCACUGUAGGAGAGUCGGACGAGUGUGUAGGCAGUGACCUGGUGAAGGGUCAGACGCAGAUAUCUGGAGCCUCCAGAAGCGUACAAGACAGCGGCAGCUCUACCGAGGGCGAGGACGACCUCCAGCGGAGGAGUUCUCACAUUCUCUCCGCUGAUGUACCUGAGUCCAUGGCCCCCAGGGUGCCUGAGAGUGCGGGUCCUCCAGUGGUGUCAAGCCAAGAUGAAAAAUGCAGCAAGAAGCUUGUGGACGUGGGCUCCACAGACCCAUCGAUAGAGAAACCUAAAACAGAGAAACACUCAAGGAAGGCUUCUGCGGUAAAGGAUGACGUCAGUGUGAGCAGCUCCAGCUCAGGAGAGAUCUGUGGUGUGGUCACCGAGCCCAAGCUGACUGGCCGCUCACACACACUAGUGCUCUCUUCAGAUGAGAUCCAGGAUGAAGGGCAGCCAUUGAAGCAGUACCAGUGGCAGAACCGCAGUGUGCCGGACUGGUCGUGUCAGCAGGUGUGUCUCUGGCUAAUGGGCCUGAACCUGGAGCAGUAUAUCCCUCAGUUCACUGCCAAGAAUGUUAAUGGAGAGCAGCUCCUGCAACUCGACAGUAACGCACUCAAAGAUCUAGGUGUAGCCUCUUCUCAGGACCGGGCUGUGUUUAAGAGGAAGCUGAAAGAUCUGAAGGUGCUGAUGGAGAAGGCCCACAGGAACAAAGAGAAGCUGCAGAAGCAGAUGGAAGAACGACACAAGAAAGAACUGGCGCAUCUGCAGAAAGAGUGCCGCAAGACCUCUGAGCCGGGAAAGGGUACUGCAGAGUGACGGCGUCGAGUCAUGAAAAUAAUAACAUAACGAGAGACGAGUCUAGUAUUUUAUGGUACUCUAGUCUGGGCUCCAUUUAGUGGACAUCAGAAUCUCCCUGGAAGAGGCACUGCUACUGGACUGCCACUAGAGAAAAUAAACCAAACCAUCCUGAAUAACUGAUCCUUUUAACUGUAAUUUUAAUUGGGUUUUUUUCCACCCGUUUUAGAAUGCUUGUUCAUCUGAGAGGUGUCUAUUUAUUUGCAUUUUAGCUUGAAAUGAAUUAACAGCAGUUCGGAGAUUUCAAGCACCUUUAAGCAUUAUAUAUAUAUAUAUAUAUAUAUAUGUGUGUGUGUGUGUGUGUGUGUGUGUGUGUGUGUGUGUGUGUGUGUGUGCCAUUUUCUAUUGAGACCAAGAUGUGCGGUUUACUCUGUGUGAAAAAUCUCUUGGCUUAAAGCACAGGUGACAUGUCGUGCUGUCCGAAAGCUCGAGCGCUGCUCACUGGAAAUGCGGAAAUCUUACUGUGAGAAGAAAGCCAUUCCAAGUGUUGAAAUAUCACAGACCUCGCACUAAAUCCAUCUGACCUUGUGGAUAUUGUGUACCUGUAGCUGUAUUAACACUUCAGCCUGCUGAUUAGUGUCCUGUAUCCCUCAGCGACAUAAAUAAGAAAGUCUGCUGUUCAGCGCUUAGAACAAGGAACGAAACUACAAGGAAUAUUCAAGGAGAGGCCCUGAACAUACUGUACAGCCACACUGCAAGAUACUGAAAAUGCACUCCAAAGAUGACCGAAUGGAUCGCUGAGUCGUCCUGCUGCUUCUUCUUCCUCACCGCUACCUGCUUUUAGUCGUCAUUUGACUGAACUAGAUCCUCAGUUAGACUCAAGCGCUGCCUUCUACAUUACCGCUGUAUAGAUUUUGUAUAGCAUAGCCGCUCUGAGUGUGUGGAACCUCCCCCCGAUUCUGGUAGUCUAACAUCUAAACGGUGUUGAGUAGCUGACAAACCUGCACUUAAAGCAGACCUAUUCAAAUUUAUUAUUUAACACUUAUUAUAUAAAUGUUGUUUUAUUUUCUGGUCAGUAGAAUGAGAUUUGUUUUCUUCAUCAGACUGCUGUGAACAUGCUCGUCAGUCUUAGCUUAGCACCAGAUCACAGAAAGAAAAAAAAAAAAGUGUUCCAAAAUGCUUUUAAUUCAGUAUAUGUAAUACUAGCAAGUAUCGAUCCUAAUCCAUGAUUCUAUUGUGAUUUUUUUUUUAAAAAAAAAUGUACAGUCAAUACAUGAGAUAUUUCUAUCAGAUUACCGAUUGCGUAUUUAAUAUUCAGCUGUAGUUUUAGUAACUCAUCGUUUGCUUUGUUCUUUUUACUGAUACAAUUGGAGAGUUUUGUGUUAAUAUUUCUACAUUUUCAUGUUUUCCCUCAUCUAGUGAAUGUCUCCUUUUCUGUGAACACUGUUGUUUUGUUCUGCUGUAAUAAUUUCCAUGUUUACAUCUGAAAUCAUGAUUAUUUCAAUAGAAACACAAGUGCAGCACUCCAGAGUGCCAGGCAGUGCUGGAUCAAUGUGUGACUCCUCAAAGUUCUCACAAGAUAUGUCGGUAUUUGCUCCACAUAUGCUUGUAUGUACUGUCAUUUAGCUACAGUGUGUUAGGAACCGUUUUCUUAUAAGGAGUUUUGUUUGAAUUAUUUAUUUUUCAAAUCUAAAAAAACAAAACAAAACAAAAAUAUCAACUGAUGUAAUUUAUCAACAAAAUACUAUAUAAUGAUAUUUAUGCCAAAAAUCGUUAAAAAGUGUUCGGUCUAUCCCAGUGGUCAAUUAGGUUCUCUAUGUUUUUAUCAUUUCUUUUGAUCCACCAUAAAUGUAUCAAAAUCAAACUGCUGCUUGCAGAUUUCUCUGUCAGUCAGCAACAUGCCAUGACUUUUAUAUACAUAUAUAUAU
Messenger RNA from Ictalurus furcatus (blue catfish), 5579 nucleotides. RefSeq names its product protein phosphatase 1, regulatory subunit 9A (gene ppp1r9a). Gene Ontology annotation, molecular function: actin filament binding. Lineage: Eukaryota; Metazoa; Chordata; Actinopteri; Siluriformes; Ictaluridae. Gene Ontology annotation, cellular component: cytoplasm; dendrite; postsynaptic density. Gene Ontology annotation, biological process: calcium-mediated signaling; actin filament organization; neuron projection development. The record is from RefSeq and is a predicted model, not a curated record.